This is a messenger RNA of Selaginella moellendorffii, 476 nucleotides long. Its product is annotated as cyclin-dependent kinase C-1. Gene Ontology annotation, biological process: positive regulation of transcription elongation by RNA polymerase II; protein phosphorylation. The annotation marks the transcript as partial. The record is from RefSeq and is a predicted model, not a curated record. The transcript has a single exon. Gene Ontology annotation, molecular function: ATP binding; RNA polymerase II CTD heptapeptide repeat kinase activity; cyclin-dependent protein serine/threonine kinase activity. NCBI's taxonomy places the organism in Eukaryota, Viridiplantae, Streptophyta, Lycopodiopsida, Selaginellales, Selaginellaceae. Gene Ontology annotation, cellular component: nucleus; cyclin-dependent protein kinase holoenzyme complex.
AUGGGAGUGAGCGAAGGGGGCGAAAUCUUGUCACAGGAGUUCCCAGCGCUUGAGAGGUAUGUGGCAGUGGAAUCGAUCGGCCGCGGGAAGUAUGGCAAGGUGUUCCUGGCCACGGACAAGCAGACCAGCGAGCGCGUGGCAAUCAAGCGGCUAAGGGUCGACCCCAAAGAGGCGACGCUAAAGGUCAGAGAGGCCGGCGGCGAGCUGCGCGAUGUGCCGGCGUCGAUUGCCAUCGAGAUCAAGGUCCUCCGGCUGCUCAACAACGAUCACGUUGUCAAGCUCCUGGAUGUGAUCUACGCGGCCACCGACAUCUUCCUUGUCUUCGAGUAUAUGAAGCACGACCUUUGUGGGCUCAUCCACCGGCAUAAGUUCUCGGCCCCGGAGAUCAAGUGCUACCUCAAGCAGAUCCUCGAGGGCCUCCACUACUGCCAUCUCAAUGGAGUGAUGCACAGGGACAUCAAGUCCUCAUCGAGAAC